This is a messenger RNA of Erinaceus europaeus (western European hedgehog), 1335 nucleotides long. Its product is annotated as olfactory receptor 52K1-like. The transcript has a single exon. Lineage: Eukaryota; Metazoa; Chordata; Mammalia; Eulipotyphla; Erinaceidae. The record is from RefSeq and is a predicted model, not a curated record. Gene Ontology annotation, cellular component: membrane. Gene Ontology annotation, biological process: G protein-coupled receptor signaling pathway. The coding region runs from base 1 to 1005 and encodes 334 amino acids. Gene Ontology annotation, molecular function: G protein-coupled receptor activity; olfactory receptor activity.
AUGGCCGACUGGAGCAAUGCCAGCUCCAACGCAUCCUACACCAGCUUCCUCCUGGUGGGUUUCCCGGGCCUGCGGGAGGCUAGAGCGCUCCUGGUGCUGCCCUUCCUUGGCCUCUACCUCGUGAUCGUGUCUGCCAACGCGCUGGUCAUCCACACGGUGGCGGUGCAGAGGAGCCUGCAACAGCCCAUGUACCUGCUCAUCGCCCUGCUCCUGGCCGUCAACAUCUGCACCGCCACCACCGUGAUUCCCGCCAUGCUCUUCAGCUUCUCCGCCCACUUCAACCGCAUCUCCCUGGCUUGCUGUCUGAUCCAGAUGUUCUGCAUCUACUUCCUCAUCGUCUUUGACUGCAACAUCCUCCUGGUCAUGGCCCUGGACCGUUUUGUAGCCAUCUGCUACCCGCUUCGCUACCCGGAGAUCGUGACUGGCCAGUUGCUGACCGGCCUGGUGGGGUUGGCAGCCGCCAGGAGCACUUGCAUCGUGGCCCCGGUGGUGGGGUUAGCCUCCAGGGUGCGCUUCUGCCGCUCAGAUGUGAUCCAGCACUUUGCCUGUGAGCACAUGGCACUGAUGAAGCUCUCCUGCGGGGACGUUUCCCUCAACAAGAGGGUGGGGCUCGCCGUCCGAGUCUUCAACAGAGUCCUGGACAUGCUGUGGCUUGGGGCCUCCUACUCCCGCAUCAUCCACGCAGCCUUUCGAAUCUCCUCAGGUGGAGCUCGGUCCAAGGCCCUGAACACCUGUGGCUCCCACCUGCUGGUCAUCUUCACUGUCUACUCCUCCACUAUGUCUUCAUCCAUCGUCUACCGUGUCGCCCGCACCGCCUCCCAAGAUGUGCACAACCUGCUGAGUGCCUUCUAUCUGCUUCUCCCGUGUCUGGUCAACCCCAUCAUCUAUGGGGCCAGGACCAAGGAGAUCAGGCAGCAUCUGGCAGCUCUGUUCCACAGGGCACAGCCGCCGGUCCCUGCCAAGAAAGCCCAGCCACUGCCCUCACUCAAGCAACUUCCUGCCUGACUCUCAAGGGCUCACAGGUCCCUCUCUCUAUCCAGUGGGACACCCCUGAUUCAUCCUGGCCUUGGAGAUCUGUGUUCACCUUUCAGAGUCUUCUAUCCAGUUAAAAAAAAAAGAAAAAAGAAAAAAAGAGCUAUUCCCACACAAUCACAUAGUGAACAGCUGCAAGGUUAGUUUAUGUCUCAGUUUUUGAGAUUAUAAACCCUUCUUGCUAUAGUUCUGCAUGUGGCUUUUCACUCAAGAUUCAUACACUCACUUCCUCACCAAAUGUUGAUGAUACAUACACCUUGCUAAACCCACGAUAGCAGACAAAGAGAAAUAAAGUGGUUUCGU